This is a messenger RNA of Drosophila innubila, 1705 nucleotides long. It is a transcript of the gene RNF220, whose product is annotated as E3 ubiquitin-protein ligase Rnf220. Lineage: Eukaryota; Metazoa; Arthropoda; Insecta; Diptera; Drosophilidae. The coding region runs from base 202 to 1443 and encodes 413 amino acids. Gene Ontology annotation, molecular function: ubiquitin protein ligase activity; metal ion binding. The record is from RefSeq and is a predicted model, not a curated record. Gene Ontology annotation, biological process: protein ubiquitination. The transcript has a single exon.
CUGACGAUUGUUUGACAACUGAAGUUACAUCACUAGAUCGGCGUCGCGUUUGUUGUUUUUUAUUUUAUACGCUCGGGGGAAAAAACUUAACUUUAAAUCUGCAAUUAUAAAGGAAAUCCAAGUCAAAAAUAAAAAUUAAAGAAAGAAGAGUGGCGCCCAGUUGCAAUCGCAAGGUUGCUAACAAUUAAUUAGCAGCACAAAAUGGCAACCGAGACAGUUGGCAACUCGGAGAACUUUACGCUGGCAACAAAUAAUAAAAGUGACGAGGAUGUUGAUGUUGAUGUGAUUUGUCCCAGCUGCGAGGCGACAAUCAAGCGGAGUCAGGUGGCCGAUCACUGUCAGGUGGAAGUGGAGCGUUUGCACAGCAUGCAAUUGAGAUCGACAACAGAAGGAACAGCAACAACAACAACAACAGUGACUACAACAACCACAACUGGAUUACAAUCUCAGUCUGGCGGGGAAACUGGUCAGAGGAAGCCUUGGAGUGUGUUCCAGCGUGUGCAGCGCAAUCGACAGUCACGACAGCGUCAACGCACACGCAAACGUGCCACACCUCCUCCUCCGCCAGCUCAGCCCGCCUCCGCCUCCGCAGCCACAUCCGCUUUUGUUCCCGCUGCUGUUCCCACACCUGCACCCACUUCGACUCCUGCUGAGCUAAGCCGCACUUGUCCCGUUUGCAAUGUCAAUUUCCCCCAAUCCCAGAUCCAUGAGCAUGCCAAUGAGUGUCUGCGUCAGAAUGGACACAAUGGUGAGCAGCGUCCGUCCAGCGAGGAUGAGGAUGACAGCGAGGAGUACGAGGAAUACGAGUGGGCGGGACAGAAGCGCAUACGUGUCUCCAGCUUGGUGCAAGGCGGUUACAGUGCUCUCAACCUGGGACAGACCAUUAAAUAUCAUAAUGGACAGCAGAGCAAUGAGGAUGAGGAUGAUGUGAAUGUGGAUGAGGAUGAUACACACAUCUAUGGACCGACGCAAUAUGGUGAAGCGGAUGUCAUACCACUUUCCAGCGAGGAUAACAACGAGGAGGGAGGAGGAGGAGCUGAGGGAGUUACCUCGGCGGAUGUCACCAUGUAUGUGCGGCGACUGAUCUCCGCCAAUGAGACAGCUCAUCAGAAAAAUCAUCAUUCCAGCGCCGCAACGACUGAACCGAUGGAUGACCCAACCAGUCUGGAACCAUCCACAUCUCAAGCAUCCAGAAGCACUAAUAAUAAUCAACAACAAAUCAUUGAAUCCUUGAAAGCGCGUCUGCGUCUCUAUGAGAAACAAGCGCAGAGUAAAUUGAAAUGCUUGAUCUGCAUCGAUGAUUACAAGAAUCCCGCCAUUUCCGUAUCCUGCUGGCAUGUCCACUGCGAGCAGUGCUGGCUCCAGACACUCGGAGCACGCAAACUGUGCCCGCAGUGCAAUUCCAUAACCACGCCAAAGGAUUUGCGACGCAUUUACCUCUAGAUUAAGUUGAUAUCCAACACAAAAUUACUGUAACUUGUGUUAAAAUGUUGCAAAUGUAGCUUAUUACAUUAUUAUUGCAUUUCUUGUCGAAAUGUUUUUCCCCCUUUUUGUAGUAUUUUAAGUUGACAAAUCCCCAUAUUUAUACAGUUAAUUACAAAGAAUGCAGCUAUGAUUAUCAUACGUGACAUAACAAUAAGCAUAAUGUAACUUACAAUAAACAAUUACAGCAAUAAUCUUGAAUAAAUUGCUUUUCAAACAUUUA